Messenger RNA from Cottoperca gobio, 5724 nucleotides. It is a transcript of the gene znf592, whose product is annotated as zinc finger protein 592. Bases 278 to 4027 code for a protein of 1249 amino acids. The transcript is spliced from 9 exons. NCBI's taxonomy places the organism in Eukaryota, Metazoa, Chordata, Actinopteri, Perciformes, Bovichtidae. The record is from RefSeq and is a predicted model, not a curated record.
UCACAUUUCUCCUUAUUUUUGAGGUAACGUUAAAUGUAGUAGUAACGUUUUAAGUGGUCCAUUCAUAGCGCCGCCUCUCGUCUGUCAGACAGCGUCGAGGGCUUGAAACACCCAGUAAGAGGAAAAGGAAAACGAAGUUAACGCUAGUAGCUUGUAGCCUAGCUAUGAAUCCCUGCUACAGUCCAACCUAGCUGGCUCACAUUUAACUCGCUAUACAGUUAAUUUAAUAGAGAUGUUAAACAUAACCGGAUCAAAUGGUUUAUGAGAUUGUGCAGCCAUGGGUGACAUGAAAACCCCAGAUUUUGAUGAUCUUCUGGCAGCCUUUGACAUCCCAGAUGCCACAGGGUUGGAUGCUAAAGAACCCAGCCAGGGGAGUCAUGAGGAGACAGAGAGUCAGCUGAAACACACAGGGAUGUGUCUGGAUGACAGCUUAUUGAGUACUCAAGCUGUCACAGCAGCAGAUAUUCCUGUUGUAAGUGUUAUUGUGAAAAAUACAAGUCGACAGGAGUCGUUGGAAGGUUUUGAGCCAGCAUUACAAAAUGGAUUCGGGGGACAAGAUACCUCCAUUGACUUUGUUGAGACAACCAACGUUGGCUUUUCCAAAUCAUUUGUCUCUGCUUUGAACGGGGAGAGUUCAAGAGAGCUUCUUCGAAAGGCACCUAUUCUACACAUACCUGAUGGAACACCAACAUUUUCCCAGUCACUUUCUAAUUUUAGUCCCAUCUCCAGUCCUGAAUCUGAAGAAACUCAGUGUAGUAGAGAUGAAAUGCAUCCAAGACAAGACAGACCCUGUUUCCCAGAAGCUUCAGAUUUGGUGGAGCCUUCAAUCCCAGACAAUCCACAAAAACUGGACCUCAGUAUGUUUGACGAGUGUCCAAAUGACUCUGAUAUUCCCAAGAACACUCAGAGAAACAGAGAAGAAAGUACUAGAAGCGAAGAGUCCUCUGACAUCUGUGUCAGUAAGGAAACAAAUAAAACACCUAGAUUACACAGUGCACUUCCCCGACUAAUUAGUAACCAGAGCUUUACUGAGACCAACUGCAAUUCAGGAAAAACAAUGAUUGUUCCCACUGCUUAUCCACAUGUCAAAUCUCAGACAUCUAAAUUAUCCUCUUGCCUUGAGGCUCUAGUGGCACUGAAUGCUAUAAAAGAUCCCAGCGAGCAGAUUAUUCCCAGAGAGUCAUCAGCGGUUCAGAAAGACUGCAUGAAAGCAAGUCCCAAGGUGCCCAUAUCCCCACAAAGUCCACUUGAAGCUGUGAAACGGUUAUUGAAACCCUCCGAUAGUCCUGUAAGCAUCUGCAGUGAUAGUAGUGGCAAAGUAUCCCCCGCAGUGGCAACUGGGUCCCCCCCUGCCAUACCCAGGGUCAGAAUUAAAACCAUUAAAACCACAUCUGGGCAGAUCAAGCGCACAGUCACCAGUGUGCUGCCUGAUUCAGAAACAGAUGAAGUUCAUUCUGCAAAUGAAUCCUCUCCAUCACAUAGUAUGAUGAGUGAAGAUUCAUACUGUAAUAUGUCUCCUCAUCAGUCUCAAAAGGCAUCUGUUGAUAGUGUUGUUGUAGUACAAACUAAAGGUACCCCAGCCAGUACAUCUUCACCAAAACAUUCACGCAAUAAAUCAGAGGUGAACUCCAAGAGGUCAGGCAUAAUGCAGUGCCCAACAGUAUUCCAUAAUACUAGUGGUCCUGUCAAACGAUCUGCUGCACAUAAUUGGCAGAAACCAAAGAGAGGAUCAUCCACAACUGGCCAUACAACUAGCACCAACUUCCUUCCUAAAGCAAUGCACUUAGCUAGUCUGAACCUGGUCCCUCACAGUGUUGCCGCCUCGGUAGCUGCACGGUCCACCUCUCAUCAACAAAGCCAACAAACACUCUCCUCUACGGUGUACAGCACCGUACCACUAGUGCAUCAGGUCAAAACAGCUAGCCCUUAUCCUCGCACGUCCGUUCCCAACACAGCAGCAGGAACCUUAAACAGACUGUUGAACAAUGCCAACCCCGUGCCUACAUAUGUGCCCAACCUGAACCCCCCUCCAGGGAGCGAUAUCAGCCUUCCACCACGCGGAUACUGCUGCCUCGAGUGUGGGGACUCCUUCGGGGUGGAGAGGAGUCUUGAGUAUCACUACGGCAGGAGGAGUGUUCACAUUGAAGUAGGAUGUACGCACUGUGCAAAGACGAUGGUGUUCUUCAAUAAAUGUGCCCUGUUGGCACAUGCACGGGAGCACAAGAACAAUGGCAUGGUGAUGCAGUGUACACAGCUCCAUAUGAAACCCAUAGCAGAGGAUCAAAUGUUUGUACCCCUGAGUGCUGUGAACGUGGACUCUUUCACUUCCCCGUCACCUAAAAACCCACCUGUCCUGCCCCUAUAUCCAGACAGUGUCAUUCGCCACCGACUCCGUUGCCUGGAGUGCAACAAGCAGUUAUCUGACUACAAAGCACUUGCAGGCCAUUACCAGAGGCCGUCUGACGAUGUGGACGGACUAUUGUGUAAAGUAUGCUCAAUGCUGUUACCCAACAAGUGUAGCUUCAGAGCUCACCAACGCAUUCACACACACAAGUCCCCUUACUGCUGUCCUGAGUGUGGUGCCCUGAGUCGUUCUGCAGACAUACAGAAGCAUGUCAAGGAAAACUGUCUGCACUACGCUCGCAAGGCUUGGUACAAAUGUCUUCACUGCGAUAUGGUUUUCAAGACCCUUCAAGGACAAAAGACUCACAUUGAGGAGAAACACUGUGAAGUUCUUUACAAGUGCUCCAUCUGUCCAGUAGCCUUCAAGACCUCUGACGGCUGUGAUGUGCAUUUAAAAAAUAAACACAAUGCAAGCAAAGUAUCCCCUCUAUUAAUCUUUAAGUGUUCAUGUGAGACAGUCUUCAAGAAAAAACAGUUACUGUUUCAGCAUUUCCAUCAGAAUGCCAACAAGCGUGUUACGUGCGUAUUCAAGUGUCCAGAAUGCAACUCGGUCUUUCCACAAAAGCAGAUGUUAAUGCAGCACUUCAAGGGUGUUCAUGUCGGAAACGUGGCGGAAGAGACGGAGAAGAACAGUAAACGGACAGACAAUCCUGAGCAGUACCAGGAUGCACAUUCUGUCCAACAACAGAAGAGUCACAGUCCUGUUAAACACACAGAUAGGCCCAGAAAGAAGUCUGAGCAGGACAGGAGGCCUCGUGUGAAGACCACCGGCUGGACGUGUGGCGAGUGUCUCCAGUGUUUCCCUGAACGAGACUCCUAUGUUUCUCAUGUAAAGACCAACCACGGAAAGUCAGUGAAGAAGUAUCCAUGUCGACAUUGUGAGCAGUCGUUCAACUCUACAACCAGUCUGAAAAGACAUAUUCGCAAUGACCAUGAUGGAAAAAAGAAAGUUUACACUUGCUGGUAUUGCACGGACACCAAGAAGAUAUUCACGACAAGUGUGAUGUUGAAGAACCACAUCAGUCUAAUGCAUGGAAUCAAGAAUCCUGAUCUUGGCCAAAUGCAACAAAAAGUAACAGCCAUCAAGGAAUCAAAAAAGGCUUUGGGCAAGGGGCUUGUAUCAGAAAGAGCUGCGGUGGACACACGAGAGGAGGGCCAGGAUCGCACUUUAACUCUCAAGGCUCCUCCAGCGAAACGUCUGAAAACUCAGUUCCGCUGUUCAAGAUGUGGUUUUGUCACAGACAACAGUACACAGUUCAAGCAGCAUAUACCGCAGCAUAAGACUGAUGAAAACACUCCUCAAUGCCUUCACUGUGGCUUGUGUUUCACAUCUGUGCUGUCUCUCAGCAGACAUCUUUUUAUUGUACACAAAGUCAGAGAUCCCAAGGAAGGGGAGAAAGAAGGAGAGGAGGACGAGGCAGAGGUGCGGGAGAAGAAGACGGAGCAGGUUAAUCGGUCAGUUAGAUCAGCAGUUGCUGAUGGGGUCAAUGACUUGUUACCGGAGCUAAUUGACCCUGAGCCAUCGCAGGCAGGAGAGCCAGCGAGUCUGCACUGUGACAAGACCUCGGACUGUAAUUUAAAACUGAGCACUCACUCUCAGACACAAGCAGUCUCUCUUCGGUAGUGAGACCGCGUUAAAGCUGCUUUCAUAUCUUCUGUUUUCAUGUCAAAGUAACAAGGGAUGCUUGAUGUUCUGCAUGGAAAGUGUUUGGGCCUUUUCAAUUAUUUUCUAUUUCUCUCAAGUUUUUCGGAGUGCGUGCAGUAUCCUUAACAUUUAUUAAAGAACAGUAUUUUCAUAAAUGAGAGGACAAAUUAAUAUUAAUUUUUCAAUUAUUUUAUAUUUAACUUUGCAUGUUGGUAAUAUAUUCAUCUUAUCUUUCAUAACUACAAACAUUACAGCUGAAGCUUUGUUCUUGUUUUUUCCCACAAAUGAUCCAUCCACAGGAGACUCAGGAAUGUCUGUUAGAGUUUAGGUUUAGUGUUGAUUGAUGUAAAAGUGAAGAGGUGGAUGUUUGCCUUUGUAAUCAUCUUAACUGCUUGAAUUUUGUUUUGAGUAUUUAAUGCUACACACUAUUACCUGAGAGAGAUUCAGGUUGUCGUUUCUAUGACAUGACUAUGUUGCAAUUAGUUUGCAGUACAAAGCUGAAUUUUGGUCACCAUUUAUUACAACGCGCAGUAUAUUUCAGUAAUCAUUUAAAGCAGUAUUUACGCGUUUGUGGUAAACAGUUAUUUGUAAAAAAAUAAAAAUAUCCCGUGAGAUUAAAUACAGGCGAGAUGUUUUGCUAAACCUACUGAAGUUAGGCUACACAUAAUAACAAGACUUUCUUUCUUCUAUUUAAGCAUUGUAAAAUGCUUAUUGUCUCUAUGUUUAUUGAACGUGUUUGAUUUGUGGGUGCAUGUGUCGUCCCACAUCGGGCCUUUUUCUUUGUUUUCUUUUUUUUGAACGAGUGUGAAGGAUAAACAUGGAGAGGUAUUGGAUGUGUGGUGCAGCAGUAUUGAAAAUACCUCAAAUUGCCAGAAGUGUGUUUUUCAGGCAAGUGAACAGUCAAUGUAAUGUCAAAUCAGGGUACAUGGUUUUGGAUAAUCCAGAGCAGGUGUGAAAGUGAAGUUUGUCGGCAUAUCGGAGAUAGUGUUUUAUAAAUCAGGACCUGUUCACAUGAUGAGGAUAAUACAAGUAGGAUCGGAGGAAUUUGUUAAAUCUAUGAUGACUUCAGAGGAAAGACAUUUCUUAGAACAAUGCUCAUAAUGGUGGGAACUUCUUGUUUGCAUGUCCUGAUUUGUAAAGCAGCACCUCUUAUUUUGUAUUGAAUACAUGACAGUUCCUACCUCCAUGGUUAAUGGCAGUGAUUGUUAAACGAUGAAAGACUUUGAGGAGUUGCAGGUAAUCUCAGUGCAAUGUAUUAUCCCACAAUAUUCAAUUUUAUAAAUUAUUUUGGGGAAAAUAUCGAGGCUAUAUGGUCAUAUUGACUUAACUGGCAAGUGAACUUUUCUAUUUAAGUGCUACGUGAGCUCCUUAUUUCUCUGUAAUCUUACAUCCUUAAUUUGCCACACUGCAGCUGUUAAAACUGCAGACGCUGAAAAUAAUUACUUGUUCACGCCUUGUUCUUUUGUAAUGCUCGUUGAAAGAUAUUUGUACUUUUGAUACUGUGUACUGCAAGGACUUGUAUAAGAAAGUAACCUGUGUACAUACAGUAGCCAACGAACCUUGGAUUCACAGCAUUUCUUAAGCCAUUACAUCUAUUCAGCAUGCAAUGGCCCUUGUGCCUUGCUGUAAUGUUUACGUCAAAGUACUUAAAAAAUAAAUUGGUGCAUUUAAUUAUA